AUGAAGGGGAAAAUGUAUGAAAGAAGUCAUACUACAGAGAAACCUUCUGAAUAUACUCAAUGUGUUAAAGCCUUUGAAUGUCCCAGUCAUUCUCAAAGGCAUAAAAGAACACAUACUGGAGAAAAACCCUAUGAAUGUAAUCAGUGUGGUAAAGCCUUUAUGCGUCACAGUCAUCUUCAAAGGCACAAAAGAACACAUACUGGAGAGAAACCCUAUGAAUGUAAUCAGUGUGGUAAACCCUUUUCAUGUCAGAGUUCUCUUCAAAAGCAUAAAAGAACACAUACUGGAGAGAAACCCUAUGAAUGUAAUCAGUGCAGUAAAGCCUUUUCAUGUCAGAGUUCUCUUCAAAGGCAUAAAAGAACACAUACUGGAGAGAAGCCCUAUGAAUGUAAUCAGUGUGGCAAAGCCUUUUCAUAUCAGAAUUAUCUUCACAGUCAUAAAAGAACACAUACUGGAGAGAAAUCCUAUGAAUGUAAUCAGUGUGGUAAAGCCUUUACACAAUACAAUCAUCUGAAAGUUCAUAAAAGAACACACACUGGAGAGAAACCCUAUGAAUGUAAUCAGUGUGGUAAAGCCUUUUCAUGUCAGAGUUAUUUUCAGAGUCAUAAAAGAAAACAUACUGGAGACAAAACCUAUGAAUGUAAUCAGUGUGGUAAAGUUUUUAUAUGUCAUAGUAAUCUUCAAAGGCAUAAAAGAACACAUACUGGAGAUAAACCCUAUGAAUGUAAUCAGUGUGGUAAAGCCUUUUCAUGUCAGAGUUAUCUUCAAAGGCAUAAAACCACACAUACUGUAGAGAAACCCUAUGAAUGUAAUCAGUGUGGCAAAGCCUUUUCAUGUCAGAAUUAUCUUCACAGUCAUAAAAGAACACAUACUGGAGAGAAACCCUAUGAAUGUAAUCAGUGUGGUAAAGCCUUUGCACAAUACAGUCAUCUGAAAAUUCAUAAAAGAACACAUACUGGAGAGAAACCCUAUGAAUGUAAUCAGUGUGGUAAAGCCUUUGCACAAUACAGUCAUCUUCAAAGUCAUGAAAGAAUACAUAUUGGAGAGAAACCCUAUGAAUGUAAUCAGUGUGGUAAAGCCUUUUUAUGUCAGAAUUAUCUUCAAAGGCAUAAAAGAACACAUACUGGAGAGAAACCCUAUGAAUGUAAUCAGUGUGGUAAAGCCUUUUUAUGUCAGAGUUAUCUUCAAAGGCAUAAAAGAACACAUACUGGAGAGAAACCCUUUGAAUGUAACCAGUGUGGUAAAGCCUUUUCAUGUCAGAGUUAUCUUCAAAGGCAUAAAACCACACAUACUGGAGAGAAACCCUAUGAAUGUAAUCAGUGCAGUAAAGCCUUUUCAUGUCAGAGUUAUCUUCAAAGGCAUAAAAGAACACAUACUGGAGAUAAACCCUAUGAAUGUAAUCAGUGUGAUAAAACCCUUGCAGAAGACAGUAAUCUUUAA
Molecule: messenger RNA, 1440 nt
Organism: Peromyscus leucopus (white-footed mouse)
Lineage: Eukaryota; Metazoa; Chordata; Mammalia; Rodentia; Cricetidae
Product: zinc finger protein 709-like
Exons: 3
Coding region: 1-1440 (479 amino acids)
Source: RefSeq, a predicted model, not a curated record